AUGUCGUUCCAGUACACGCCGUUGCCUGGAGAUCAGGAGGGGAGUAUUCGGUUGAUAAAUCUUCUACCUAAGAAGGAGCAUCCCAAAAAUUGUGAGGGCCCUGACAAUAACGAUGCUAUGACACCGCUACCGGCCCGAGUGCAUUGCACCCUCUCCGUGGCCAAGUUGGAAGAGCCACCACCAUACGCUGCCUUGUCGUACACAUGGGGGACGUCGGAUCGCAAAAGCACGAUAAUGGUCAAUGGAAUGCCAUUCCUGGCAACAGAAAAUCUAGAAAGCGCUCUCUAUUAUCUCACUCCACAGAUCCAACCCCUCGUUCUUUGGGUAGACGCGAUAUGCAUCGACCAAAACAGUGAGGGCGAACGUCCGCAACAGCUUCAGAAAAUGCGACAGAUUUACAACCGUGCUACCUCAGUCACGGCUUGGCUAGGUCCGCCUAGAGAUAACAGCGAUAUCGCACUGGGCUGGAUCCAGUAUUAUGGGUCGAAACUGCCUGAGAACAACCGCCUGAAGACAUUUCUGAAAGAGAUCUCCAAAGAAGUAACAUCGGAUUCCGGUCUGGCAGAAAGUAUCAAGGUAUCUCUAGCGAAGCUAUUUGACCGGCCCUACUGGAGCCGGGUUUGGGCUGUUCAGGAGAUAGCACAUGCCAAGUCUGUUCGGUUUACUUGCGGUGAUAAGUCUGUGUCUUUGGAUGCCCUACAUCAUGCGCUUAGACUUGUGAGAAAUUUAAGGCAGUUCCAAAAGCUAAAGCAGGGCCACCAUGUACAGCAAGCCACUGUCAAGUCUAUAGGAUUUCCCACCAAUACACGCAAUGCCAUCAGUCUCUUGAAGGUUCAGAGAGCUACUGAGCCCCUUCCGCUCAUCUAUCUUCUUCGGACUUUCCGGUUCUUCAAAGCUAGUGAUCCGCGCGACCGACUGAUAGCUCUUCUGGGAUUCGCUUCGGAUGCUGAUAUCUUGGGACUUUCCUCUGAUUUCCGGGACAAGUCUUAUGAGGAGUUGUACUGCGAUGUCGUUGUUGGCCUUAUAACAAGUGGAUUCUUUGAUGUGCUAUCGCUUUGCGACCCUGAUAAUCGAAUCCCGGGAUACCCAUCGUGGACACCGGAUUUUACCAGGAUGCGAGCACGGGUUCCUUUGCAGCAAAGAGCUUUGGACCAGCAUAGCUCCCCUAUUAAGACCAGUCUUCGACCAAAGUUCUCAGCUUCUGGGAAAAGAAACUUAGGAAGCAAGAGCUGUUCACUGCCUGUCUCUUCAGGUUCACACCUCGUACUUCAUGCCAAGCUGAUCGAUAUCGUGGAUCAGGUGGGUACCCAAUGGAAGGCGGGAUAUUCGCGUCGGUGGCUAGAGGAGCUAAGCCAGUUUUCCUUCCCUGAUGGGCUGAAGUCUCUCGAGCCUCUUCCUCCUGCAUGCUUACAGGCCGUUCUACGUACGGCAGUUGCUGAUCAAGAGGGGUGGCGAGGAGCCGUUAAGCCUAGACUGAGUCAUUCAAUGGUAGUGAAAGUCCAAGAGGUAUUGGAGAAGUCAGAUCUCUCUGACAAUACCGCAGCCCUCACUUCAUUCGGCGUAGAUGACUACGUGGACCAGUUACAAGAAAUUGCCAAACACAGAUGCCCAUUCCGAACAUCCACGGGCCGGAUUGGAAUUUGCCCGCACCAGAUGAAGUCUGGUGAUCGGAUCUAUUUACUCGCAGGGGCGCCUGUUCCCUACGCUAUGCGUGAGGGGACGGAUCGAAAGUUGAGGCUGCUUGGGGAGGCGUAUUUGCAUGGGAUUAUGGACGGCGAGGCGCUUGAUAAUGUUAAAUCACUGGAUAAGGUUAAGUUGUAUUAA
Molecule: messenger RNA, 1824 nt
Organism: Clonostachys rhizophaga
Lineage: Eukaryota; Fungi; Ascomycota; Sordariomycetes; Hypocreales; Bionectriaceae
Source: the annotation of a GenBank genome assembly